Molecule: messenger RNA, 1625 nt
Organism: Morus notabilis
Lineage: Eukaryota; Viridiplantae; Streptophyta; Magnoliopsida; Rosales; Moraceae
Product: ACT domain-containing protein ACR1
Exons: 8
Coding region: 186-1613 (475 amino acids)
Source: RefSeq, a predicted model, not a curated record
GCACACACCUCUCUGUCUCUCACACACAAGCUUCUUGUUGCCUUCUUCCCUCUUAUACGCCUUUUCUCAUAUAUUUUGACUACUCUGAAUUGCUCUUUACGGGUACAACAAAAGUAUCUCUAGAGCGAUAUGUGUUGGCCACCUCAUAAACAAGAGAAUUCAGUUAAGGAUAUCUAAGGAAAGCUAUGGAGAUCAUUUACCAGCCUCAUAUUGAUCAUGAAUUGCAAUAUCUCAUUGAAAGAAUUUAUCCUCCCAGGGUUUGUGUAGACAAUGAUACGUGUGAAAAUUGUACUCUUAUAAAGGUUGACAGUGCAAACAAGCAUGGGAUUUUGCUAGCCAUGGUCCAGGUUUUGACAGAUCUUGACCUUGUUAUUUCAAAGUCGUACAUUUCCUCCGACGGUGGAUGGUUCAUGGACGUGUUUCAUGUGACGGACCAGCUCGGGAACAAACUAACUGACGAAAGACUCAUACUUUAUAUUAAACAGGCACUUUGUGAAACUAGAAGAGGCGGGAAUUCCCCUUCUGAAGAGGUAAAUGCAUUUCUUGGAAGAGACGUAAUGCCCGGUCAAAAGGACACGGCCCUAGAGAUGACAGGGACGGACCGGCCUGGUCUAAUGUCCGAAAUUUCGGCGGUACUCGUUGAGCUGGGCUGCAAUGUCACGGCGACCAUGGCCUGGACUCACAACUCAAGAGCGGCGUGCAUUGUCUACGUGGAAAAUGGUCCUGGAGGUGGGCCCAUAACGGACCCGAUUCGGCUGGCCCAAGUGCAGGAGCAGCUCCAAAACGUGGUGGAGGCCCAUCAUGGGAAGGGGGAAAAGAGGAGCGUGAGGUUGACCACCCCGGCCCCCGGGCGGACCCACACCGAGCGGCGGUUGCACCAGUUGAUGUAUGAGGACGGGGACUACGAGCGGUGUCGGGGCUGCGAUGGUGGUGGCACGACACACAAGCAGGGUUGUGAUAGGACGCACGUGACCAUAGAGAGGUGUGAAGAGAAGGGGUAUUGGAUUGUCAAUGUGAGGAGUAGAGACAGGCCCAAACUGCUAUUUGACACAGUGUGUGCUCUUGCGGACUUAGAAUACGUGGUGUCCCAUGCAGUAGUUGCCUCGAAGGGAACAAUUGCUGAUCAGGAGUACUUUAUACGACACAAAUAUGGCUGUCCCUUGGACACAGAGAGCGAGAGGCGCAAGCUUAUCCUAUGUCUGAUUGCUGCAAUAGAGCGGAGGAUCUCACAUGGAUUGAGACUGGACCUGUGCUCUCCAAACCAGAUGGGACUCUUUUCGGACAUCACGCGAGUGUUUCGUGAGAAUGGCCUAUCCAUGUCGAGAAUUGAGAUAACAACACGGGAUGAUAAAGCGUUCGGGUCAAUUUACGUCACAGAUGCUUCGGGGAAUGAUGUGGAUCCAGAAACAGUGGAAUUGGCAAUCACAGAGAUCGGAGGAUCCAUCAUCGCAGUUCACAGGUCACCGGAUUGGGUUCCUCGUCGUUCAUCUCCAAGUACAAGCCCCGAAAUAGCCAAGAGAGAGGUUGAAGAUAGGCCAAGAUUUUCAUUCGGAAGCUUGUUCUGGUCUCAGCUUGAGCGGCUUUCGAGCAGUUUCAGACCCAUAAGGUCUUGAGGAGGCCCCUAA